AUGACCUUCGUGACCACAGAGACAAUUGCGUUCUCAACGACAAUAUGUCCGGUCGCUGAAGCCGAAUGUACCCAUCAAACUACGGCUGUACAGACCGGUAACAGUGACUAUACAUCCACAGUCCUGAUAACACGUGAAAUCACCAUCACAUCCUGUGCCGCCACAGUCACGGACUGCCCGGCACGUUCUCAGACAACAUUUAUCAGCACCCAAACGCUCAUCGCAGGCACUACUGUUAUUCCGGCGCGGGAAACAGCAUCAAAGCCUGUCCCUACUGAAACAGUUGUGGCGACUACAAAUCCCGCCACCGGACUAGCGGAUACUGAAGUGACUGUGUCUGCGGGAAGUGGGGAAGUAAGCCCAACUACUGCCACAACAGCUUCCCCGGGAGAAAGGACAGGUACUCUAGGAUCGAGUGAUCAUUUCGCUGUCAGCUCUGAUAUCCAGACUUUGACAUCUUUCACCGAAGGUGCUAUUCCUACAUUUGCUGGUGAAGAGGAAAAAUACCAAACGACUGCCACAGCACCCAACAUGGCGGGCGAGACCGGUGCUUCUUCGACUGCCCCUGCCUAA
Messenger RNA from Penicillium odoratum, 573 nucleotides. RefSeq lists its product as uncharacterized. Bases 1 to 573 code for a protein of 190 amino acids. NCBI's taxonomy places the organism in Eukaryota, Fungi, Ascomycota, Eurotiomycetes, Eurotiales, Aspergillaceae. The transcript has a single exon. The record is from RefSeq and is a predicted model, not a curated record.